GUUUGUGUUUUUAAAUGUUACUAAUAUUCUGUAUUCCAUACUGCAUUUUAGCUAUUUACUCUUCAGCUUUGUCAUAUAAUCUUUCUUUUUUUCUGUUACUGAUUAUUUUGAAAGGGACAUUUCUGAUUCAACACAUUUAAUGGAUACAUUUUUGGAAUGACAAGUUUAUUUCAAGUUUGGUAAAUUGAAGGACAAUUAUAAUGAAAGCCAUUAAAGAAGAAACAAGCAGUUGCACAUGGAUUAAGUGGUGGACGUUUGUAUUUGCCUUGAGCAUGGGCACAGCUGGGGCUGACCUCACACCAUCAGGAAUUUCUGGUCUAGCUUGCACUGCAGCAGGAACUGUGGGAACUAAGAAAACGUUAGAUGCAAGCAGUUAUCCUAGUGGUCCAGAUGACAAUACUGGUUUUUCAUAUCUAGUAGAAGAUCCCGUCUACACUUUCCCCUGCUGUGGUAUUAUUUCAAAAUGGGAAUUUAUCGGGAAUAAAACAGGAACCUUGCAGUUACAUGUCUGGCGAAGAAUGGAUACAAGGACAUAUUUACUUAUUGGAGAAAAUUAUUGCCCUGUCGAGGUUGGUUUCAAUAAAUGCCUUAUCACUAAAUAUGACAGAAUAUUGGUGAGGAAAGGGGAUUUUAUCGGAUGGCAUAACCUCGGCAUUGAGACCUUAGCGUAUGAUUCAGAACACUUUAACGGCACAGCUCUACACAACAUGUUCAAGCGUGUUGACAUAGGAGACAAGUUCCCGGGUGACGUUCAUGACUGGAGUCAAACAGCCGCGUAUAACGACAGAGACUACCCUAUCCGAGCAACAUAUGAACGAUCUGUACCUCCAUCAAUUUCCUUGAAUGAUAUGUCAGUCCCAGACUACUUAGUUCGUGGCAGGACGGUUGGCCGUAUAACAUACCAGGAUACAGAUUACAUGGACAAUAGCUCCCUCGUUGUUGUAGCAAAGUCUUCAUCGCCUUUCUACACCACUGAUCUUCCUUCAGGUUAUGUGACUGCCAGCAAUCAGUAUGAGCCAAGAGACUUUGACCUCUCAUAUUACCUGUAUGACCUUUGUUACUCUAAUGUAUCUGGAAGUGCCAAGGUCACUGUACAGCGCACGGCCAUAGUGAUAGACAACCUAGAUGCGACAUUUGUCCUGCACAAGACCCGUACACUUCAGGAGAGGCUUCACACCAUCACAUGCACAGAUCCAAUAGACCAGUGGUACUGUUACCCUAAUGGAUGGACUGAUUCCUGGCCUUUCAUGCUUAAAGCGGAAACCUUAACAUCAUAUGGGUUUUACGUGACGGAAUACCCUAAUUUUACCGAAACAACGUACAACCUGGAAAUAACCUGCAAGGCGAACACUUUAGAUACAACACCAGAUGAACAGACUGGAACUAUUGUCGUCACCAUUACUGAUAACUUGCCUCCAUCCAUCACAAAUCUUGAUGCCUAUGUGCUAGUUGAUGCCUCUACAGCCAUCAAGGGUAAUACAGUGUUCACAGUGAAUGCCACUGACCCGGAGAGUGAUGUCGUGACCUUUGGCCCUACUGACCCCUGUAUACCUGACGGCACAUUCCUUAUGACUAAAAACGGGAACAUCCAGCUGAACAAGUUUCUCACCCUGACACCAGACUACCAGUUUGAUUGUAAAAUAGAAGCAACAGACGAACACUCCAACACAGAUGGCCCAUACAAUCUUCACAUUUCCAUAUCAAACAUCAACCAUCAGGUGACUAUACAGAACAUGCCAGCGUCAGGCCUGCAGCUACUAGAAAACAUGCCGAUUGGAACGCUACUGUGGACUUUUAUGUACCAUGAUGUGGACUCAGAUAUGAAGUCCUGGUCCAUACAGUACAGCCAUGAUGAGGCCAGCAGAUAUUUCAACCUCGACCCAAAUACCGGUGAGCUCACCCUAGCCCACUCUGUGAUGGACUUUGAAACAAUCAGUCCAACCACCCGCACAACAUACACGCUAAACAUCACAGUGGGCGACAUCAAGAGUAUUGGUCAGGCAACCCUGGAGGUCACCCCAUACAAUGUGAAUGAGGCACCGUGGUUUAUGGAGACUUAUUACACAAUUGAGAUGGAUGAGGAAGAUGAUGGAUAUAUAGUGUCAGAUGGUUCAAUCUUCCUGAACAGUUUUGUGGAUGAGGAUUUGAACUCCAAUUUAAACACAUACGAGGCACAUGAGUUUUACCUGGAUUGUGAUAACACAACCAAUACACAGAGAUUCCUCAUAAACAAAGAUACAGCAGCAAUCACCUUACAAGGUGAUUACGACCUUGAUGCUACCGGUACACCAGAUGAGGUCUCCUGCACUGUUACUGUACAAGACAAAUACGGCUUGUCCGACACCACUAAACUUUAUAUCCACGUAAAAAAUGUUAACGAACAUGCUCCGGAAUUUACACAUCUCAACUACACAUGGUAUUUAGCAACUAAUUCUCUUGUUGGAACAUUUCUUGGUACGGUUUCUGCAGUGGAUUUUGAUUGUGAUUGCGAUGACGAUGCAAAAAUAACUUAUACAGUAGAUCAGAGCCUGAUUAUUGCUGAAACAGACAUAACAAACCCAUUACUGGCAGUGAACAAUGAUGGAUCUGUUUACACAAUAUCCAAAGUUCCAGCACGUGAUGCACAGUACACAUUAGGGCCUGUAUGCAUUGAAGCAUCUAAUAAUAAUGGAAAGACUGGUAACACCACGGUGAUGAUAUUUGUGCCUGGGUCAACUACAACAUCCACCACCACUACUGACAGAAACCUGGAUUUUACAGAGGACAAAUGGCACACUUACUGGCUGAUAGCGUCAGGAGCGGGUAUCUUUGUAAUUCUUCUGUCCCUUACCCUGGUUAUUGCUCGUAUAUGCCGCCUUCACAAUGUGUGGCCUUGGUGUUAUGCCUGGUGUUGUCAGCCGAGUCCAGAGAGGCCUCGAGGUUUUGGAGACAAGGGCUAUGACCUAGCAAGCUUCGGUCACCGGCACAUGUACAUGGACGAGCGUGGUGAUAUAGAUGGCUGGGAACCACGUAGUAAACAGGGAAUGACCAGAAAAACUACUGGACAAGAUGACCCUUUAGCCAAGCUCCAUGGGAACAAAGAGUUGCCAAGAAAGAAGGCUGUCCAUGAGAUGUUUCGAAUACAUAACCAGCCGGGAUAUCUAAACCCCCACUCUAAUACCCGGAGCACUGGGAGUACCUGGAAGAAAGACUCCAAGCCACUGGUGUAAUAACAAUGACGUGCACCAUUUUGUUUGCUUUUUUUCAUUUUAAAUACUUUUCCAGAAUGUAAUCCGAUACACCAGUAAAACUGACUGUUG
Mya arenaria is the source of this 3299-nucleotide messenger RNA. Its product is annotated as cadherin EGF LAG seven-pass G-type receptor fmi-1-like. Lineage: Eukaryota; Metazoa; Mollusca; Bivalvia; Myida; Myidae. Bases 201 to 3209 code for a protein of 1002 amino acids. Gene Ontology annotation, molecular function: calcium ion binding; cadherin binding. The record is from RefSeq and is a predicted model, not a curated record. The transcript is spliced from 18 exons. Gene Ontology annotation, biological process: calcium-dependent cell-cell adhesion; cell morphogenesis; multicellular organism development. Gene Ontology annotation, cellular component: adherens junction; catenin complex; membrane.